GCGAGUUGUUUUGCCUGGUAAUUUUGGUGGCAACAGGCGGAGGACUUUUCGCGCAAGAAAGAAAUCCGGGCGUAUAUGUACAAGUUGCGCGAGCAACGGCUGAAAGAUUUCUACGCCAGCAACGACAGCAGUCCACCAUACUUCCUGAUGGAUAAUGCGAGUGCAACAUUCGGACUGAAGAAGAGUACCGUCUCGGGCAGCCAUGGAGAUUCUCUCGUCGACCAGAGCUUCGAGAGUUUCAAAACGAAGGAAAUCCGUGACUCGGAAAGCCCAACCAGGUGAGCAAUAUUCGGCAACAUGGCAAUACCGUCGGAUAACAGCGGAUGGCAGAUUAGAACAUCCGAAGAAGUAAGCGAAGAUGGCAAGACGCAUACGGUGCGCACGUCCGCCACAACCGAAGGAGUAAAGGAGAUUGACGGUGGUCGCACUGCGUUCGCUGGCAAGAACCUGGAAUCACACAGCGAGCAUUACGAUGGUGAUGAUUCCAACUUCGUACACAGCAAGGGUGACCGGUCCACCACCGUUCUGGUGGAGGAUAGCAUUACUGAGGAUGAGCAUGGGCGCAACGUAACCGGAUCAACCCAUUCGACAACAACUUCCGUGAGCUCAACGCGCGUCGUCUAUCAGCAGCAGAACGGUGACGGCGAGCGACCGAAACAACAGUUCACUGAUGCUACUGACCAAGCCACCGCAUCCAUGCUGGAGUUUGGCGAUGAUCACUUCAGUUCCUCGCAGCAGCGUACCGUGACGAGUUCAUCCACAUCUAGCGUGCUACGCAACAGCGCCACUACCAAGAACAGUGAGCUGAACCAACAAGAGGCACAAGCUGGACCGAAGGAGCUGUCCAAGGAUCCGGAGCGAGUGCGUGAAGCGUUCCGCCUGGCACAGGGCACCGGCAAGAUUAUCGAGCGCGAGGAAACGAUGGUGAACGCGUCGACGAAAAUGAUUACUGAAACGAAGCGGUUGGACGAUGGGACGACGGUGACGACAAGAGCGUACGAAAAAAUCGCUCACGAGCCGUCGUCUACGGGCGAGCACCUGGAGCAGCGAAAUCACUCGUCCACUACGCUGCAAACGGAAACCGUGGGACGAUCGGGCGGCCCGACCGAUACCGCGAACGCUGCGAGCGAAUUCAUUCGGCAGGAGAAGGCAAACCAGUCAUCAACGUCAACGGCAAAGACCAGCUCGCAGCGAAUUAUGGUGGAGGUCGAUGCAGCUCACGAUUCCUUCGCACGCUCGUUGCGUUCCGUUUCACCGACCGGAAGCAUACGCUCGGUGCGUUCGAACGUAACCCUGCUCGGCCGUUCGAGCACCAGCCCGGAGAAAGCCCAACCGGACACCAAACCCGACUAUAUGCGCUCCACGUUCACAUCGGAGCGCAAGGUGUCCGGAUUUCAGGAGCAGCAUACCGGGCCCACACAACGUUCGCCCAGCCCCCGCAAGGUUUCGGAAACCUCGCUGCCCGCUGGUGCGCGCAGCACUUCCCCGGCCAAGCAUUCGUCUGCGAGCAUCACCGUGCGGGAGUACGAAACAACCACCGACUGUCAGACACGCGUUACGGAAUCAGAUCGGUCGAGCUGCACGGAAGUGGAUGGUGUUAAAGCGCGUGGCAGCACGAAACCACCGCUGGUGCGCAGUGAAACAUACGAGGAAAGAUGCCGCAAGAUACUCGGUAUGCCGAACCGACCGGUGGAUGAUGAUACUAAGGGUGAAUCGAAGAGCAUCUUCAGCACGUACGAUAACACGGUUACGGUGCAGCAGUCACGUUCCGAGCUGCGCGAACAGCGCAAAAAAAUCGAACAGGAAAUCAAAUCGAUGGAGAGUACAACCACGAAUUCGCAUGCACGUCAAACGGCGGAUGAGCAGGAUAGCGUCAAUGAGAAGGAAGUCAGCGUCAGCAGCAGUCGCAAGUCAUCGACGGCGGCUAAGGAUACCUCACCAACACGCAAGCACUCCGCUCAUCACACUUCUCCGACACGUAAACUUUCUUCCACGCCGAAAGAAAGCUCACCCACGCGGAAGGGUUUGGCAGAAGACACUUCCGCGUCCAAGGGUGCACCAGUGAAAGACUAUCCGCGGAGUGGUAAAACACCUUCGCCAACGCGAAAGCAAUCGACGCCGGUGGAUGAUGCGUUCGUACGAAAAUCUCCGACCAAGGAUGCUUCUCCUGCGCGCAAAUCACAGGCGAAGGAUGCUUCUCCUACACGAAAACCUCAAACGCAGGAUGCAUCACCCACAAGACACCGGCCGAAUUCUGGGGACGUUUUGCCCACGCGCAAACCGUCGUCGCAAACGGAAGCGUCUCCGCAGCGCACGUCACCGUCAAAAGAUACUUCACCAUCGCGAAAACCGGAACGAGUUGAAUCGCCGGUAAAACUAACCUCAGAAACAACGACCAAAAGCAAAGCCACUAUACUGGUGGAGCAGAAGAAGGAGGGUCGUAAUAUAUCAGUGGCAGAAAUUACCAUCCUGCCCGUGAUGGAGGUGUCGGAGAGUGUGCGCACUAGGACAACAACGGCGCGUACCCACGAAAAGAUACUAACCAAGCAAUCGUCGGACUCCAAGUUCGAACGGCGCCCGGCCGGAACCUCCAACAGCCGUGUGAUUACCAACAAAAGCUCGUCUGACUUUGAUGUAAAACGUCGCGCAGCGGAGAUGGCUACACAGAGCAAGACCCGUUUAUCGGCGACCAGCCCUGACAAGCGGCGCCCGACAGCGGGCACGGACAAAACAAUGCCAGUGAAGCAGAACCACAUCACCGUGGCAAAAAUCAAGAUCGAAUCAAUGCGCAAACCGUCCGAGACAAAGGCAAAGCCCGGGCACGGUACAACCGAGGAGGUCAGCACUGUUAAAAGCAGUGUCAAACGUAUCAGCGAGCAGAUGAAGCGACCAGUAGAGCCGGAAACAGAUCCCGAAUCGAGCAAGGAUACCGGCAUCUCCGAUAACAGUGAGGUGGAGGAAACGGUCGAGAGUGUGAUUGAGAUGAGCGUUACAGGUACAUCGUGCUGCCGGCAUACGGAUCGCAAAGACUCGGCCCCGGUAUACCGAACGACGGGCGUUGCCCGGACGGCCAAAAACUACACACGCUCGUCGAGCGACAACCAUCUCCGGGCGACGAACGCGUCUACCAGUCGUCAGACGUCGUCCAACACCCACAUGGCGACUGCCAAAUCCACCUCCUCCAAUGGGCGAAAGGUCGAACGACCGGUGAAACAUGUUGCUACGAAAACGAUUAACCUUUCCACGAAGGCGGUCAGCGGUGUUGGGGCGCUCAACACCACCUGCUCGAGUACGCUCGGUUCUGACCAUCUGGACAACGUGGUAAUAGACAUACAGCUAGCAAAAUCAUCCCGCGAACCGACACCGAACAAGUUGAUACCGAUACCGGUGUCGCCAGACACGGAAGAUACUGGCAAACCGCGCUAUCCGGACGCAGUACAGGAGCCGGACGAUGAAUCAUCCGGUGGUCGUCAAAACCGUACCCAGCGGGUCAGCAACAUUCCCAUCUUCGAGGAGGCAACUAACGAGUACGUGGGCUGCGAAAUCACCGAAGUGGAUGAGACCACUUCGCAACAGGCUACACGCAUUACCAACCUGGACCGGGUGACCGAGGACGAUGAGUCGCUGCUGAGCGUAACAGAAAAGGUGAACAAGUUUGCUCAGGAAGCGCGCCGGCUGCAUGAAUCAUCUACCAGCGAAACUGCUGAUACCCGUCCACAGUCCGCUAGAUUCUCGACGCGUCCCGAGUACGAUGAUAUCGAUGAGCAUCUGAAGUCGGAUGAAUGUCUGCUGAGCGUGUCGGAUAAGGUGACCAAGUUUAUCUCGACCGCGGAGGAAGUGAAGAAGAUACGCACAUCCGGACCGUUUGUGCCGGUGAACGAAGAUGUACCGGUGAAGGUAGCGGAAGGAGACGAAUGUUUGCUGAGCGUUAAUGAGAAGGUGAACCGAUUCGCUAGCCGAAUGCAACGUACGGUGGAAAGCCGAGAUCAGGACUCGACCAGCAGUACGGUAGGUCGUACCGGAGGGCAUUCGCAACCAUCCUUCAGCAAAGAUCGCGUUGAGCAGCAGGUGUCUAAUGAGGAGGAGGAUGAUGAGGAGGAGGAGGUGAAUGAGCAUGGUGAGAUAAAACAACGCACCGACAGCGUGUCGGAAUCGGUAAGCAGUAAGUUUGUGCCCCAGAAGUCACCGGAGCUGGUUAAAAACGCCAUGCGUUCCACUGCCCGUCACAUCGUGGAAGACGCGGCGGCAGAAGAUUUGGUGCAAUCUAGCGGAUCCAGCAUUGCCAACCGUUAUCGUACGACCACGAUGAGUAAACAGUAUGAGAAGCAGUCUUCGGCCCCAUCGGCACCGUGCACCAGUCCGAUCACGCUGCGCAGCACCGAAGCCGUGAAGAAGGCUAAGGAAAUCUUCGAAAAAGGCCAAACGGUACAGGAUGUUCGUCAGCGCGACAUCCUGAACAGACCGUCGAUUUGGGAAGAACGGCGAAACAAACAGCAGCAGACGGAGCAGAAAACGGCCGAUUUGAAGCUCGCCGAUAUUGGAGUGACGGAGCGCAAAACAACGCAAACGACGGUUCGUGAAGAAGCGAGGGUUGUGGAUGGGCUGUCACAGCGGAAGGAUUCCAUCACGAAAGUGGAGCGGGCGGCGGAACCGGAUGCAACGAAACCGGUUCCUACCCAUGGUCGGCGGGACAGUGGCGGUGCGGUGCGACCUCCGACCUACGUUCGCGAUACAGUGUCGGCGAAGAAGGAUAUGUUUGAAAAACGUAUUUCCUCGUCCAAAAUUCAGGUAGAAUACUUCACGCAAACUUCACAGGAAGGUACGGAAAUAUCAACCUCAACCUCAUCCAGAAGGCAAUCGCUGAAACAACAGGUAGAACCUGCGGGUCGACCAGUGCACAUGGUGGAUCAAUCGAAACCAUCCUACAUGAACCACACCGUUGCCUCGCUGGAGCACAUUAACGCGAACCAGCGACGAGAAUCGCUGGACCACGGAGUGCCCACAGCACACAGCGAAGUAACAACUGCACGUAGUACGACCAGCAGUACCAAGUUUGGAGUCGAGCUGAAGCGCUUGGACACAAGCAACCGAGUAGCAGCAGCGGUCAGCUCCAAGCGCAAAACAAGUGCCGGAGAUGCACAGCCGGCUAUGUCCACUGUAGCCUCACCGGUUAUUGAAGAGAUCUUCGAUUUGGAACUGCUCGAACGUAUGCUAGAGUCGGUAUCCGGUUACGAACAGCGGCGUCGCAUUCGGGCACAAAUUCGUGUGGUCAAGAAGCAGAAGGAACAACAGACCUCCGCAGUUGCCCAGCCAGGUAAACAGGCUAGUGUUGCGUCCUCGAAAACGAUCACCUCCACGCAUAGCUCUAGUGUGACCAAUGCGCGCGAAGUUAGUGUCAGUAAGCGAAAGGACAGCAGUCCGACGCGUUCUUCCACGUUGCCGGGACGUAAACAAUCAUCCACGGUACCGACGGACGCCACCGAUGAUGGCAUCAAGAGCCAGGAGGAGGGCUUUGAUACGAACAAGAUGAUCGAGCGGAACAGCAAACAGCGGCAGCAGGAACAAGAAAGCGUCCGCAAUGCUGCAACGAAUGUUUCGCCUACAACGAAAACGACGACGGUGGUUACGGACCGGUUCGCUUCAAAGACCGGCGCAGUAGAUCGUCACUCAACGACUAAAGACGACCAACCCAUCUGGGCUACAAGUAAUAUAUUAAAGAAAGCGUCCGAAAACACGCGCACCUUUAAGAGCAGCAGUAUAACGAGCUCGUCCACCUCUACUGGUAGUUCCGCUGGUAGAAAGGUAGUUAGUUCGACGUCCAGCUACCAGCAGGUGAAAUCGUCAACCGAUCCGAAAACAACGACUGACUGCAUCACCUCUAGCUAUGGCGUUGGUCCGACAGACGAGAAUGGCUUACCGUUGUUCGGGAUACGAGCCUUGAAGAAGAAGGCCGCCCCGGUACCGGCCACUACGGAAGAUGCCAAGAUCAGCGGAACGAUCGUCACCGAGACGCUAUACGCAGAAAAUGGUGGUCCGACUGUAGGCAAGCGCAGUACGACACAUUACACGAACGAACCGGGCACAUUUUCCGAGUUCGUGAAGAAUAAUGACCGAAGUUUGACCGGACAUGAGGCAACACUAGGCGAUGAGGGCUUCCCAUCCAACAAGAAGUCCACCGGAAAAAUGAUGGCAAUCCGAAAGACGGAGACAAUCGAUGCUGCUGGUACACACACCGAGGAGCUCGAGGUGAUGGAUGGCGUGGAGAUGGCAGCCCGACGAGACGCCAAGGUCGUACGCAAGGGCUCGGUGAAAGAGUUGACCGAGCGUUUCAUACACCGCGAGUCAUCGGGAUCGCUGACGCAGGAGUCGACACGGACGUACCCAAAGGCCGGUCUAAUUCUGCGCUCAUCCGCGCAAAGCCAGUCCAGCCGUGCGUCGACACCGGCCACGGACGGUUGUUCCAUGCAGUCCGGUUCGGUGGACGAGUUUGAGCAAGAGCAGAUGGAGACGGGCGUCACUACGCGUCAGGUACGCUCAUUUUUGAACGACACCUCCAAGGUUGUCGAUGUGCGCGAUGUAUUGCAGCGAAUGAGCAACGCGGACAACGUUACGGAGCAGGGUGAUACCGCUGAAGAUCAGGAGGCGAGAGCGCUGUUGAACAAAUUUCUUGGGGCAUCUGUUUUGAUGAGUGGCGUGGAGUCGAUGGUCUCCUCGACCGGCAGUAUGCUGUCCGAAACAGCUUCACUGCCCACCGCCAGAGCCAUCGCCACUAAAAAGGUCUCCAAGGUAUCUUCAACAUCCAGCGCUACUAAGACGCAAACGGUUAAAUCGUCCGGUGCAACUCCAACGGCAUCAGCGCACAAGCAAGCAACUGUCGAAAAUCUCGACGACAACUGGGACGAAGCUGUUCUGAAGCAGUUGCUAGAAUCAACUACAAAUUACGAAGAUCGUCGCAAAAUCCGGGCCCGCAUCCGUCAAGUAAUGGCUGAAAAAGAAGCGUGCGCGGAUAUUGUCGCCAUCGUAACAGCCGAUCUACAGCGCGAGCGCCAUCUACAGCAACAAUCGACGGCGGCGACGGCUAGCGCUAGUGGUACGUCCGAUCGCCAAAGUGCAACAGCGGCCCCGGUUGCCAAUGGUUUAUCGCAGGGUGAGUCACUGCUGUUACCCUUGCUGCAGGGCCUGUUGUUGAGCAAUGCGGCCGCAUUCGGGUACAAGGGUAAUACCUUCGCCGGAAAUGCCACCGAAGGGGCGGGUGUUAGUAGUGGUAGAAAUAGUGGUAAUGGUGGUAGCGCUGGUUGUGGUGGUAGUCACAUUAAUAGUAGCGUCAAUGGUAAGAGCGGCGUUGCUGCGAUGGCCGCAUCGAAGAUUCCACCUGUUGAAGAUUCGGGCACGGAGUCGGGCGAAGAUUUGCGUUUACUGGCAGCUGCCGGGUUGCAUGACAUCGGCAGAGCGCACACCUCCGCCGCCACCGCGGCGAGUACCGGCGACCGUACGACCGUCAAUGAUAAUGGCGGUGGCGUUGUAAGUGUCGAGCACGGGCUGCCUAGCAUAUUGAGCGAGGUGGCGUCUGCGCUCGAACGCUUACAGUCGAGCCUGCAGGGUGAUCCGAGCGGUCAGCCAAAGGUGAUGCAGAUCGAUGCGGAACAGCGCAGGGCACUGUUGGCCCUGAUCGCACGGCUGCAGCAGGGUUUGCAACAGCCAGAUCGGAUCGCCGAUCUGGGCUUUGGCGGCAGUACGGUGGAUGGGCACGACGGCAGGCGGCAACCGCAACAGGGGCGCGAGUUGGGGACGGGUGCCGGUGCCGGGUUCAAUGAUGCGGGUGACGGUAGUGCCGACGGGUUGGACACUAGCCAGAACCGGACCCGGGCCGGAAGUUCAAGGUUCAGUUCGAAGCGACGCACCACUCGUAACAAUCGCCACACAGUGGGCGUCAGUCGUGAGGAGCUUGCCGACGCGAGAAGAUUCAUCGAGGAGAUGGUGAUGAUGGACAACAGACACCAGUCGGACCAGUCAGUGACGUCACCGGAAAAGGCGUAUAUACUGCAAAAGCAACAAUCGCUCGGCACUGUGCUUGGUGCAGAGCCGGAAACGGUAAACACCGCUGGUGCCGUACAGUCGCAGCCGAUGCUUAACGGCGGCAGCACGGCGGCCGCACCAGCGACCGCCUUCGCCAUGAAGCGUCCGAGUCAGUUCGUGCCGAAAGAGAUGCAGAACGUACAUACAUCGCUGGAUAAGUUGGUUUUGCCUGGUCCGGGAGGGAAGCCGGCGUCUGGGCCGAGCCACCCAUCGUCGGGAGCUUCUCAGGUGCGUACCAAGCCGUUCAAAGACAAGCUGCUGAUCCGACAAUCAAUCAGCGUUGAUCAAGAUCUUCCACCCGUCGUGAUCGACAAACAGGAGUCUGUCAGUGCAAAACCGAUUGACCUGCACAAACACAAAACGGAACGAAUUCCCAAAUAUCAUCAUCAACAGCAGCAGCAGCAGCAGCAGCAGCAGCAACCAGAGCUACCUUUCAAGAAACCCACGCAAACCGUUGCCCAACGCGCACUGGUGAAAAAGUAUUCCUUCAACGAUGGUUCCAGCUCGGACGAGGACGUAUCGCGUCGUGCCCAGCGUAAAACGGACGAAACGACGAAAACUGCGGAACAGAUGGUAUUACGUAAUAAAAUCACACCGGCCGAACAACCCGGACCCGCCAGCUCGGUAGUGAUCAACACCGUGCAGAAAAUUGUAAGUCGCGAGACGAAACCGACCAGCAGUGAGAACGGCCCGAAGAGUCAGGCCGCCACUCGCCGGCCGCAGCAUCUCAACGGUAGCCGUACGCCUGAAUCACACAAGGAGGAGGCAGGUGCGAGACCGCUCAACAAAUAUGCCAGCAAGAAGCUGCGCAUGAAACGUGCCAACACAAUCGAUCUGCCGAAAAGUCUACCGCAGCAUCUAGCCAGUGACGACGGUAUUGGGGACGACGAUGACAACAAGCACGACCCGAAGCGUGAACAGCUGGAUCGGUCCCAUGGUCACACCACCCAUACGCCGGCUGCAGCGAAACAGCCGGGAUCAUCCAGCAGCAAAUACCUGUCUGCUACCGGUCCGGCCGUGCCGCCGGUCGAUGUACCCGACUUUAAACCGCGCACGGAGAACGAUCUCAAGUUUAUGGCGUUUCUGCAGCGGCAGAACCAACAAGCCCGGCAGGUGUGGAGCAAACCGGUCCGGGAGCACGUCGGAUCGAACAAUUGGACGAACAAGUUCGACCAUCUCAAGAGUAACUUCGAGCAAGCGGAGCGACGCGAUCGUUCCGAACUGCCGCCCAAAUAUGGUGCCGCACCCAAGACAUCGGCGAUGAGCUUCUGGAAGCAGGCGGAAAGCGGUUCGUUCGAUGAAGGUACCAAGGUGGGCCCGGUAAAGCAGCACGCCAAAUCGGUAACACCGAAUCAAGCAUCCGGCUUCAAAGGUGGUAGAGUGGCAUCUGCUGGCCCUAGUGCGUCCGCAUCGCCGAAAACGACACAAUCGAACGGUAAAUAUGGUCCGACAACUUCGCACACCUUCAACCACGAAACCUCCCCAGGCAGCCCAAUCGUGGAGGGGAAGCUGGUACUACCGAAAUCAUCGCCGGGAAGCAGCUUGGUAAACCAAUUUUCGCACGCACCCGCGUCUGCCUUUAAACCUAUUCCGAAGAAGAUACCACCAGCCAAUCUGGAGUUCAAGCCUAUCCAACAUGAGCGGGACAUUGUGAAGCCAAUACCGGCCCGUAUAUCUAAUGCAACUGGGCUAGUGAAGCAGAUUGUAGCGACGGGAUUUAAGGAAACGCCCGAAGUCAAACCCGAACCGAUGCAUGUGCAGCUGGGCCUCGUACGGUCGCUGGCAGCCCAAGGAUAUCAGGAGACACCGUACGUGCCCCUGCCAAAGCUGGAACGUACACCAACACACAACGUGCUGAACUACAAGCCCCGACCAGAUGGUUCCAGCAUUGCCGAGGCGGCACCGCCUGCACCGUGGGUUGGCAAACGAUCAAGUGAAGUGACCGGGCUAGCUGGGAGCCGCGUGGCUAGUAUCGCUGCCACCAAGUUUACGGCGAAUUCGUUCGGACACAACAAACCAUCCCUACCGGCUCAGCAACCGCUAACCUACCAAGGCUCGCUUAAGUACGCCGAGAAGCCGCUCACAUACCAGCAGAUAUCUGGCGGUGGGUCACUACCCUACGAGAAGCGUGCUUCGUUACCGGACGUCUCGGUCGCACAUCUCGGCACAUUCACCUUUACUGACUACACCCAGCCGGAAUCCGUGUCCACGUUCACGCUGAAUCGCAGCGACUCGCUGACCAAUCCGGAAAAUGCACCACUCGUACUGACGAGCACGAACUCCGUCUUUAGCCCGACGGCCGCACCGGUAACACCCAACCAACCAUUAAUAAGCCAUCCACAGCAAAUUAACUAUCUUACGGUGAAUGUCGAUCACCAGCAGGGACCAGCAGGAUUGUCCCCACACUCCUCGGUGAACGAUGAAGACGAAUACGAUUGUGACGAUCUGGAGUCGGUCGACUCGCAGGAAAUGCGUGUUGUGACCAGGGUGAUGCAGGCACCGCAGGGUCAGCAGGCGACGUACACGGCCGCUAUGCGACCAACACACCUGAACGGAGGUACCUACGAUAGCAGUGGCCGCGGAUCAUUGAUUGCACAAAACUUGCAAUCAUCACUGAAAAAGAUCAAGGACAAAAGCCCAACACCACCCAAGCCGCGCCAACCGAGUCUGACCGGUGCUGGUGAGCAGAUCCGGCGUCCGUUGGUAGCCCCGCAGGUUGAAGUUACUCUACCCACUCCGGAUCAAACGCAACCGCCGGUUCCAUCCCAUGCCAUCUACAACAAUGUGCUGCCCCAUCCGUUGCAACGGUUCUCGGAGCAGUCACUUUCACGGACUAAGUCCAGCCAUUCACUAGCUGUGCCGAGCACGGUACAGCAGUCGAGACCGAUCAGUGCCGAAAAGCAGCGUACCGUUGAGGCGUACUUCACGGGACAACCUGCUGCUCAGAGCACCGGCUACAUGAUGGCCCGUACCGCUUCCAACCAUAAUUUGGUGCUGCGUGACAAGUCCUCCAUGGUAGCACCACACAGCACCGUGCGGCCGGUGUCCUACGCCAUGGGUCACAAUGCGGGCUACUACGGUAGCAGUGACAAUCAGCAGGUGCAGCAACAGUCGCGUCCCAGCUACGUACCGCAUGCCUCUCUACACGCCCAGAAACGACACGGACAGAGCUACAUGGAUGACGCACUGCCCUAUCAUCCUCAGCCGCACGGCGGAGGACUGCUACGUAGUCGUACAAUGCCUCACAUACCGCUCGGCAGUCUAGCGCUGCUCGACGAGAACAACGUGGAGGACGCGUUCGAGGAGCUCAUGAACCAAUCGUUCGCACAUCCUCCACCCUUCAACUCUAAACGAACGUAUCGCACCCUUCUUCUUUUACAUACCAGUGAAAAUUACACCCCACUCAUCCAACAAACAACCACCCGUACUAUCGCCAACACGAAAAUGGAAUCACAGGAUGGUUCUGCUGUUACAACAAGGACAACGGUUACGACCAAGACCAUUGCCUCGAGUGCUCCAAAGCCAAUGUCACCUUUCGCCAAGUUCCGACAGCUCGAUAAGCAAAAUUCCCUCUCAUCGCAAUCACCUCCCAACUCCCCUAAGACACCGUCAACUCCGACGACACCGUCCGCCGCGAUGAGUCCCAUGUUUAAGUUUACCGAUCCCGCAUUGAAUCGUCGCGCCGCAACUGUUAAGGAUCAAUUGUUGCAGUGGUGCCAGAUGAAGACGAAGGAAUAUGAGAACGUUAAAAUAGAAAACUUCUCCACCAGCUGGUCAGAUGGAAUGGCAUUCUGUGCGCUGAUUCACCAUUUCUUGCCGGAUGCUUUUGAUUUUAGCAAACUAACACCACAACAGCGUCGCCAUAACUUCACACUCGCCUUCCGAGUGGCUGAUGAAAAAGCCGGGAUCGCGCCCCUACUGGAUGUGGAUGAUAUGGUUGCAAUGCGAAAGCCUGACUGGAAAUGUGUCUUCACUUACGUGCAGUCCAUUUAUCGACGCUUCAAAAAUGAAAUCUAAGCAAAACAUGUUGCAACAGGAAGAACAAGUGCGGCUAGUAAUCACUAUGGCGGCGGUACGGCAAAGGGCCAAAAGUGUGUUAUUAUUUGUUACAAAUGUUGAAUGUUCGAAAAAAAAAACUUUAGUUUUUGCCGCCGCCGCGUAGCCAAUCCUUCCGGGGAUAGUUAGAAACAUACGUGCGCGAUAUUCCUUCUGCCCAACACAUUACACAUUAAACACAGAUUGUCCUAAAGUGCAAACAACCAACUAGGAUGGAUAAAUCACUUUCGCUUGGAAGGGAAAUUGCGAGCGUUUCCCAUCAUUUCGUAGCUAAUUUUUUGUGUUGCGGCCCAACAUGGAACGAUUCCUUUGCUUCUUUUCGACGAAGUUAAACCGAAUCAGACACCUUAUCCUUAAAGAGUGAAGAUUCCAUCUGAAUCCACGGUAGAAGUUUCUUGUGUUUAGGGAGUAGCACGUCUUCUCUGGAGGGAUUUUUUUUUAACUUAUUUUUUUAUUGUUAUUUUUUUAAGCUUGCCAAAAUCUGCCAACUUUGCUUAUAUACCACCCCGACUAUCAAUGCACAAUUAGCUGUUAUUUAACAAAAAAAAGAAAAGAAACGAUAAUUAUCUUCCCAUGCUUCCAUGUUCUAUUCUGCAUACCGUUCGUACGAAUACAACAAUGCUUAACAACGAAUUGCAAUUGCAACCAAACAGACAAGGCAUGUGGUAAUACAAGGGUAUAAUUUAUUUGUUCAUAUACCUUAGUCCAGCGUAACACUCUGGCGAACAAGAUUUAACAAAUGAAACAUAAACGAGUUUAAAAACAAACAAACAAACAAAGGGAAUAUUGCGAAAGGAAGAAUGUUUUUUGGGGUAUUUAUCGUUACAAAAGAUGAUAUAUAAUUGUUUUUCGUGUUUAUCAUAUUAUGCUCUCGUAAUUAAUUCUAGUAAGCAGCAAUAAUUAUUGUUGUUCAGAAACAAUUAGUAAGAACAACGCGUUUGCUCCAUUCAUUAAUUAUAUGUACGAAGAAAUACAUGUUUUAAUCACGCUUCCA
Molecule: messenger RNA, 13126 nt
Organism: Anopheles moucheti
Lineage: Eukaryota; Metazoa; Arthropoda; Insecta; Diptera; Culicidae
Exons: 13
Biological process (GO): synaptic signaling
Cellular component (GO): plasma membrane
Molecular function (GO): protein binding
Source: RefSeq, a predicted model, not a curated record